AUGCAGGAUUUGGGUGAGCCUGAGUGCUACUACUUUGAGGAGUAUGAGGCUCCAAGGAUGAACCCCUCUGUUGUGGCUGCCCACAAGAGGAUUGGACUUCUCCAAAGGUUCAACAAGUGGCAAGGGAAAGCCAUGGAAAAGAUGCAAAAGUCCAUGGACAAGAUGGUGAGCAAGAUCAAACUUGGAGAAGAAAGUUUCUGGGCCUCAUCAUUUGAGCCAAGGGAAGGGGAAGACAACUCCAGAGAAGGAGGAAGAGCUCCAAGGUCAGGCUCCAACUCGACCACCGGACUUGAUCGAGUCCAAACAGAGGAAACUCAACUCGAUCGAGCUGGGGUCGAGUUGACCUGGAGGAGCCCCUGUUUGAGAACCCCGGGUUCGAGUACGAUUCAACGCAGUACCAGGACUUCUCUCAGACUCUUUGGACUCCCUACAACCGCUUUGAGCAAGCGCAGCUCCUCCAAGGCCAAGGAAGCCACACACAUUUCAACGAUGAAGAAGAGGAGGAAGAGGAGCCACAAGCUCGAUCGAGUGAGCCGAACCCAGUCGAGUGGAGCGUUCCUGAUGGCCGUCUACCAUCUCCAGACCACGACCUAG
This is a messenger RNA of Microthlaspi erraticum, 594 nucleotides long. NCBI's taxonomy places the organism in Eukaryota, Viridiplantae, Streptophyta, Magnoliopsida, Brassicales, Brassicaceae. The record is from the annotation of a GenBank genome assembly.